CGAGUACUUACAGAUCUCCUUGAAUGCUCUGAGACACAUAAUAGCAUGCCAAUAAUUUUCGAUGGACAACUUACUGCAGAAAGAUAUCUACAGUUACUAAAUAAUGAAAUAAAUGGUUUCAUUGAAGAUUUGCUACUGGCUAACCAAGUUGAUAACUAUUUUCAAAAAGUUGGGUCUCCACCUCACAAUUCUCAUGUGGCAAGAGAACAUCUGAAUGAGACCUUCCCAGAAAAGUGUAUUGGCACUAAUGCACCUGUUCAAUAGCCUCUGAGAUCACCCGAUCUUCCUCCACUAGAUUUUUUCUUUGUGGGACAAUUAAAAAUCAGUUCUAUAAAACUAUGUCAGCUACUUACGAAGAACUGGAGCAUAAAGUAAUGGCGUCAUUCCAAAUCAUCACUGCGGAACAGUUCAUCAACAUGGUGCAAGUAACAAUUGAUAAAGUUGAACUUUGCCAUGAUCAAGGAGGAGGCCGUUUUCAACACUUAGAACCUUAAUCGCACAUUCUUGAAGUUUAUUUUUUGUUAUAAUAAUGAUAGGAUAUGUAUUUAGUUCAUUUGUAUAGUUUACUCCAACAUAGGUCA
Acanthoscelides obtectus is the source of this 581-nucleotide messenger RNA. The record is from the annotation of a GenBank genome assembly. NCBI's taxonomy places the organism in Eukaryota, Metazoa, Arthropoda, Insecta, Coleoptera, Chrysomelidae.